Molecule: messenger RNA, 4821 nt
Organism: Neurospora crassa OR74A
Lineage: Eukaryota; Fungi; Ascomycota; Sordariomycetes; Sordariales; Sordariaceae
Product: C2H2 finger domain-containing protein
Exons: 4
Coding region: 1288-4389 (1033 amino acids)
Biological process (GO): regulation of transcription by RNA polymerase II; DNA-templated transcription
Cellular component (GO): chromatin
Molecular function (GO): RNA polymerase II cis-regulatory region sequence-specific DNA binding; zinc ion binding; DNA-binding transcription factor activity, RNA polymerase II-specific
Source: RefSeq, a predicted model, not a curated record
CUGGCCCGGGCUAGACGGGAGGAGGGAGGCACCCAGGCACUCCUCCCCCUCCCCUCUUCGGCAGCAGAUGGAUUCCAUUCCCCAUCCAUAAGUUCCCAGAGAGACCCGACUCGACCCCCCACACGGAGGAACUCCAGUCUUCCAGUCUCCUCCCUCCAGUCCCGCGCGCUGCCAGGCACUUCCCCAGACAUUCUCCCCUUGGGUCAACAGGAACCUACCCACGUUCAACCCGCGCCGGCAGACAAAAGACAACCUACCUAGCAAGGGCACUUCCUCCGCCUGAUUGACAGCGGCAAUAUUUCACACGGAUUACAUACGAUCCUUCGUUACGACGGGACUACUACUAGUCUGUUCAGCCCUCGGCUGCCUACAGUACCUUGCUGUGCUACAAUCUAGUAUACACCCUCGAUCACGAUUACGACAAAACCACCAAGGAAAAACUGAGUGAUCAGUCAAACUACCUUUACCUACCCCGGUGUUUCCCCACCCGGCUUACGGGCAAUUUGGUUCGACAAUUCAACCACCUGAAAGGUUGAGGUCCCGUUGCUUACCUUCCGUCCAUCCCGAUUGCCGUCCUGACCUCCGUCUUCCGACUCCGCUUCCAAUCCCGAUUCCGGCUGGACUCCUUCCAUCAAACUCAAACGACUCUAGACAUCUUCACAAAGUAGUUCUAGUAGGUCGUCUAGGUCGCCGGGUAUUUCUCCCCCCUAACAAGUCUUGACGAGAAACAACAAACAAUCGCCUUCUCCAAGUUAUCCGCCACGCUACGAACUUCACAGUCCCCGCUCUUACUUCCCCAAAGCUUCUCCUAGUGCGGGGCGGCUUGGCCAGUCUGAUGCCGACGGACCCUUUGUCUUCCACCACCGACUUCUGACCCGAAACCAUACCUACCAGUCAUGAUAUCCUGAGCCUCAGACCAGCUUGUCUCGGCGAGGAAGACUUCUUGUCCCAACACCACCAAGCCCCCGUGGGCGCGCAGUGGCCAGGAUCGGGCCUUCAAUCUGUCUCCCCGCGUUCUGCUCCUGACUUCUGUUACACACUUCGGUUCUUUGCCGGAACAAAAAACCAUCACCGGGCAAACUUGCUGUUCCUCUGGAUCGUGUACCACCCCCCUCCAAGACAGGCGACCCUGAUUUGUUCUUGUUCGUGGCCCAGGCAGUUCGACCGCCGUUGCGCCAGCCCUCCAUCCUCUAGCCCCUCCUAUCCCGGCGCGUGUCACCUUGACCGACACCAAGUGCGACGUGACCCUACCGAGGCCGGAGUCCCCCAUUCACAAACCAGGCCAUCAUGACUUCGGUGCUCCCAUCACAGUCUUCCGAUAUCAAACCUCCUCAUUCAGACUGUCUCCCAGACGGAGCCAUGCCUCAGUAUCAGGAGCCCACGCCUCCUCAUAAUAUCAAGCAGGAAGAUGAACAAGAGCGGGGCCGUCGUCGUAGUCGAUCUGAUGACAAAGAUGUCGAAGGGCUCGACCUAGAGGAUAUGGAAGACGGUGAUGGAAAUGGGAAUGAUGCCCACUCGUCCAAUGAGGAAGGGCCCGCAAGGAAACGACGCAGAAGCCGCAAGGGUCUGGACAAGAAGUUCGAGUGCCCCGAGCAGGGUUGCGGGAAGAGCUACUCCAGGGCAGAGCAUCUUUACCGGCAUCAGUUGAACCACAACCCCAAACAGGUAUACAAGUGCGGAAUUGGUGAUUGUCAACGGACAUUCGUGAGGCUGGACCUUUGCAACCGUCAUAAGGAACGCCACACAGCCAAAGGAUCAGCAUUGAGCAGAAAAGACUCCUUGAUGUCCCUGGCCUCCCCGACAACAGAUGGCCGUCCCCCUUUUAUGACCCAGGGCUCUGCAUCUCCAGAAACGAACCGUCUGGGUAAUGGUAAAGGCAGGACCCUUUCCAUGCAGUUCAACUCACCCAAGGAUGCCAUGGGAAGCCCAUAUACGCCCAUGACUGCCAGCGCACCCACAAACGGCUACUCCAAUGGCAUCGACUACAUGCAGCAUGAUGCUCACUAUCAGCACAUGGCAGGACAAAGAUCUCUUCAACAUUCGCCAACUGGACCUCAACGGCCGUCAGUGCAGACAAAUGUUGGCCCUUAUGGGGUGCUGUCUCCUGUUUCAACGCAGCCGGGGUACCAUGGUCAUUCUGUCAACACAUCGCAGUCUGCGGUCCCAUAUGUCACACCGCAGAAUUUUCCUCCUUUUAGUUUACCUCCAUCAGAUUUCGCUACGACGUCUCCCGCAGCCGUUGUAAGCAGGGAAGCCCAACAGCAAGCCUAUGUGCCCCUGACGACUGCAGAGUCUUUUGAUCACCACCCGCAAGAUACUGGGGAGAUUGUGCGGCUGGAUCAGAUGAGUAUGCAGCAGACAAUGCCGGUCUUUGGCACUGACAGCAUCCUCAACAAGUCACCAUAUGUUGGAAUGCCUGAAGAUUUCAUGGCCUACCUGUUCAACACCCAUGGUGAAGGAUCACCCACCGUAGUUCCUGUCCAGGGGCUAAAUUAUGGGGAGUUCUCGACCAACCAGUAUCCGUUCUACAAUGAUCCUAGUCAGAUGGGCUACUUCCCACAAAUGGCUCCUCAACAAAUCAUGUCCGUCGAGAACCUUCUGGACCAAAACCUCCCCGAAUCAGUAAUUUCCGAUCCGAAGAGCGCCGAGAUAUUCGAACUUAUUAAGGAAAGGUUUCACGAAAAUGGCCAUACGCCGAUUGAGAGGCAACGCGACAACAUUCUCGAGGGCGACCGCAACAACGAAAACCACAUGUUGAGCCGGAAGAUGAUGCAAGCCUACAUUGUGUCCUACUGGCUCCAUUUCAGCGACCAGAUUCCCAUCCUUCAUAAGCCUACCUUUUCUCCCGACAAAACACCAAACUUGCUCCUGAUCGCCAUGAUGACCAUUGGCGCCGCAUGCCUGGAUAAGGCGUACGGUCAGAAAGUCACCAAGGCGGGUGCCGAGCUGUCCAACUUUUUAGCCUGGCAUCUUAGAUGGGAGAUGUUCCAGGACCCCAACUGCCGGCCGCCAGCCAAGCUUUGGGUGUUCCAGACGCUCCUGCUUCUCGAGCUGUAUGAGAAGAUGUACUCGACGAGAGAAUUGCACGAAAGAGCCCAUAUUCACCACGCCACGACUAUCACGUUGAUGCGUCGUGGCAGGGCCUUGAUCGGCAAGUCGGCUUUGGAUUCUCCCCCGAACCCGAGAGAUGAUAAAACCAAUGGUUCGAGACAUUCGUCAACAUCGGGCAUGGCCCACACGCCAGACGAGUGGUGGAAUCAUUGGAUUACCAAUGAAGCGACUCGUCGUGCAGCAUUUGCAGCCUUUGUAAUUGACUCGAUUCACGCCACCAUGUUUGGCCAUUCGACCGUCAUGGUGGCCCAUGAGAUGCGCCUACCACUACCGUGUGACGACAAGCUUUGGAAGGCAAAGAGUAGCGCAGAGGUGGGAAAGAUUGAGGCGGAGCUCAUGUCACAGGGCAAGCCGAUCGGGUUUCUUGAUGGGCUCAAGCGGACGUUGAACGGCCAGACGGUGCAAACCAACUCAUUCGGUCGCACCAUUCUGAUGGCGGGUCUGCUGAGCGUCAGCUGGCACAUGAACCAGAGAGACCUCCAGGUUAAUUCCCUUGGGGCUACCACGGCUCUUGGAGGUCGCGACAAGUGGCGGACCACGCUUACCCGCGCGUUCGAUUCCUGGAAGAAGGAAUUCGACCGGGCUUUAGAGGAGAAGCGAGGCGACAUGGCUGACCCUUAUUUCUUUGGAGUCAGGGGCAACGAGACCGACGUGGUAUUCGAAAGUCGCGUUGUCUUGCACCAUUUGGCGCACAUGGCCAUGCACAUCGACAUUGUCGACUGCCAGAUCUUUGCCCGAGCCAAGCGCCUGUUGGGUCGAGCAAUUGGCGCGCAAGAUCUCAGCAGCGCUACACGUCGCAUGAAAGACCAGUGGGCUCCCUCGGCCAAAGCCCGCGACGCAACGUUCUACGCCCUGCAAUUCUUGCAAUCCGUUUUACUCCCGACGGGCUCUGGCUCUCCCCAAUCCAACGGCUACAGCAGCCAUAUGGACGAAGAAUACUCGGCCCGCGACGACGUCCUCCUCAACCGACCCUGGGUCUUGUACUUUGCCGCUCUCGUGGUGUGGUGCUACGGCUAUGCUCUGGAGGGUGCAUGUCCCGGGCUUCCCAUGCCGACUACCCACCAGGAUGCCGUCCGGCAGAUGCGCGAGUACCUGAUCAAGUAUGGCAGCAUUCAGUCGCCGGAGGAUCUCAAGUCGAUGAGGGGUAUCAACCAGAAUACGGCGCUGUUGGUGGUGUUGAAGGACACAUUCCGAGUGACGAGGUGGGAAUUGCUUCACGAGGGUGCCACACUGUUAAAUAACUGCAUUCUUUUGAAUGCUGGGGCAACAGUGCCUUGAUUGUAGGUAGUCUUUGCAACUCUCAUGGCUUGGGUUUUACGCGCUCCGUAUUCCAAUCUUGCCAGCGAAGGGCGUAGUUUUUGGCGGUGGCAGGCGAUUAUGAUGUUCUAGGGGAACCAAUGUUGAUGUUGAAGGUAUGACGAGCUGAGAUGAUGGCAUGGCGGUACAUGAAGGGGAGCGAGUUGUAUACCUACAAGAGGACAUUUGUUGCGUUUGUGGUGGAUGGGCCUCCUUCUGAGUUGUUAUUCUUUCACCACACAUACUUCAUUUCAUGUAUACCCCAGCUGUAUGUUUUGUGGUUUUCAUUUUCUCAAUGUUAUUUUCUCCUUCUCACAAAUGGGUGGCUAGCGCUGCGUUUCUGGCCUGAUUAUAUAACAAAGCACCUCCUCACUUGCUUGCCCUUGUCCCUCGGCUUUACAAGCAUUAUCUCCG